Molecule: messenger RNA, 971 nt
Organism: Pocillopora meandrina
Lineage: Eukaryota; Metazoa; Cnidaria; Anthozoa; Scleractinia; Pocilloporidae
Source: the annotation of a GenBank genome assembly
GUGUCUCUUUUUGAAAUAAUGACUUUGGCAUCAGUAUCGACGAUGCAAACAAGAACCUUUGGCUCGUCAUAGAAGUAGAAGCGAUGAAUUGCAUCUAGUUUAAAAUGAUGCGCUUUCGACCUUCAACGGUCAGGAGACGGCGAUCUAAGAGUGCAUCAAGUGCUUUGAAAGACAAGGAUAGCAACCACGUAAAGCAAGAUUCCACGCCGGUAAAGAAGAAGUCGGUUCAGUGGGCAGACAAUUUCAAUGGAGAACAGUUUUGCAAGCCUCCUUUGCGAAAAUACAACUCUGACGGUAUCCUUGAGUUCGACAAGGCGUUAGAGAAGCUUACCAGGGUAUCAAGCAUGCUAGAAACAUCGACAACACUGGAAACGGAUUUUGAUGAUAAUUUGAAGAUAAUUCAGGAAAAGCUUCUGACGGAUAUAGAUCUGAACGAGACCGAUGAAAAAACAGCGGUGAAACCUUUUGGAGAUUAAUUCGAAACAGCGUUGACCAGUGUUGCAUUCGGUGUACACGUAUAUUCUUUAGUAGAGACAGAGUCAUGCAUUUGAAUUGUUUUCCUUUAGCAACGAUUAUGACUUUUAACUACUACAGAUCUUAAAUCAAGAAUAUAUAUUUAAUUCAAAGAGAAAUUGAUGGCAAGUGCUGACCGCCAGCUUGAAAUUAAACUUAACUUAAAUUAUGAAAAAAAAAUGUAUGCAAAAUUAGCAACAGAAAAGUGAUCGUGGGGUAUUGGUGAAAUAGACAUUUUGUGAAGAGCUAAAUGCGUGGAAUCAUUUUCUUUGCUUCGACGAUUACGAUGUCUAUAUCUUAAACAAUGAGUAAAUCUUGGAAUAUCCCCAUGAUGUUAAGUUAUUCAGAGCGAGCUUGCGUACGAGAUGGUAUUACUGUCUGGCUGGUUUCCUAAUUUUUCUUCACCUUCCUGAAUGAAAGAAAAGCAAAAAACAUUAAAAUCAUUUUUGAUAAAAGCC